UCCGACAGAGUUUCAGUGUCAACAAUUUAUUGUUAAGAUAUACCACGAGCGGUGUGUACUCCUUUGAGCUGCAGCGUUCAAUUUUUAAGCAUGAUAAAAAAAACUAGAUACACAUAAUUUCAAUUACACAUUUCGCAUAAUUAUUCGUGCAGUAUACGUCACCAGGAGUAAGAAAUCGUCAAUAAAAAGAUUUCGUGGCCUGAGACGGCCAAAAUCGUAUACCGAAUGUCGUCAAAAUUCAUGAACAUUUUUAAGAAGCAGCAUUCUAACUUGAGUCAUCGCGAUACGUCUCCAGUGAUCGUUGGAAACUACGAAGAGUCCAGUGCCAUUAUGCAGGAAAUGACCGAAAUACCUACCGAUUUUAUACUCGGCCCAAUCCCCAGCACUUCAAAAUCCACGAGCUCUCUUACCGCGAGUCGAUCCAACGUAGAAGGACCUACAAAUGCCGCCGUAUCGGAAAAAAUUAAGAAAAGACCGCACAGGACCUCUCUUGGAGCGAUUGAAGAUCUUCUGCAAUGUCCCGUUUGUCUGGAGCGACUUCGAACGCCCCGAAUGAUGCCAUGCCAGCACACAUUUUGUCUGUCAUGUUUGGAAGAACAGCUCGUUUGGCCGGGAAACGAUAAUCGGUCGAUCGCUUGCCCUUUGUGCAAGUUAACGGUGGUAGAAUGCAUUCCUCGAAACUUACCAACAAACCUCUACAUCGAAAACCUUCUCCGAGUGUUGGAUAAUUCAGGCGAAAAGCUCGACCAUCUGGGAUUCACGAGUCCAGUUAUUACAUUCGCAUCGAUUGCUGACCAACCCUCUUUUCUCGUCCAAGAACCUUCUUCCUAUAUUUCGGUACCAGAACCUUCUGCACAAGAAACACGAUGCGUGAUCUGCUCGACCACUUGCGAUCGGGAUCGCAAGUGCAAACAUUGCAAACAGGUAUUUUGCAGUGUCUGCUGGGUCGCUCACAUGGACGAGCUCAAGGAACAGCUCACCAACAUCAGCGACCAGCUCAGCAACACGACGGUUCGAUUUGAACACAGAAUCGAGGAUUUCAAGAUUCGCGCGGCUCAGUUGACGGAAUAUAUAGACCGCGAUAUCGAAGUCCGGAUCAGCGAGCUGCAACAAGAACGAAAUGAGAGAAUAAAACGAGCUGAAGAAUCCACGAAGAAGGGUGAAAAGUUCGCCGAAGACCUGAAGGGAAAAAUAAUCAAGGCUCAAGAGGAGGUCAUGAUGCACAAGAACUUCAAGUUCGACACGCUCGCGGACAAUCAGGAAAAGGUCAAGACAUUUCUCGCCCUGCAUCGUCGAGCGAGCGACUUGAUGGCAGCGGUAGCUCUUUGGGGGCCGGAACUUACGGACUCUGCAAUCGAUGAGCGGGACGACAAACAAAGACUAGAUUUUUCAUCGACCGAAGAAAAUGCCUGGUUUUAUUACAGAAGCCGGCAGUUCACGCCAAAAGUUGUGGUCGGUCGCGGUAUCGUUCAGAGACCUGCGGGAAUCGCUGUAGAUCCUUGGAAAAAACAUCUCCUGAUCGCUUGCCCCGGUACAAGACAAGUUUUGGUACUCGACAAAAAAUACAGAGUCCACAGGCGCAUACAACACCAGGACAUGAUGUCGCCCCAGGGAGUUGCAUUCCUCGAGGACUUUGAAGAGAUUUACGUAACCGACAAGUGGAAGCAUUGCAUCCACGUCUUCAACCGUAAGGGUGACCUUCUUCGACGCAUCUGCUCGAAGGGUCAAGGAGACGGACAGCUGAGAAGUCCUGAGGGAAUUGCGGCACAUCCUUCUAGAAAUUUACUCUAUGUUGCCGAUACGGGGAAUGACCGCAUACAGAUUUUGACACCGGACGGUGCAUCAUUUGGCUUCAUCGGACUUACCGGAAAAUCGGAAACUACCCUAACAAAAUCCGGACUCGCGGUCAGUUCGAACGUCACAUUUUUCAACCAACCCACCGCAGUCGCGGUAUCGGAAACCAUGAUCGUCGUUGCGGAUUGUGCUAAUCACAAGAUCAAGAUAUUUGAUCAUGAUUCAAAUCUACUUCGCACUAUCGGAACACCGGGAUCUCACCGAGGACUGUUGAGGACUCCAGAGACUGUGGCUCUCGAUCCAAAGGGUAACGUGAUCGUUGGUGACUCUGGAAAUGCAAGAAUUCAAAUUUUCUCAGCGAGCGGAGAACUUCUGCGAGUUUUGGGAUCCAAGGGUUUUAAAGAAGGGCAGUUUGGUUGGGUCUCUGGUAUUCUUAUUAAAGACAACCUUGAAAUAGUCGUUUCAGACGGCAAGAAUUAUACGGUACAAGUAUUUUAAAACUGUUUAAGAAAUUCUAUAUUUUAUUGGCGUCUGAACUUCGUGAUGUUUGAGUGUUUGAAAAAAAAAAAAAUUUAGUCAGAGCUAUACUUAUACAAUAAGUUGAUAAUCUAAUCAUUUGUGUCGUCAUUAUAUUAAUAUAUGUAUCGGUAAAGGUCUUCAAUUUUCACAUGUAUUCACAUUUAGCGGAUAUGUCUUUUUGUUUGUAUGAUCAUGGAUAUAUUGAACUAUUGUUAUGAACGAUCCAAAAGCAAUAGAUAUCGUGCAUUUACUGGCGUAAAUUAAAAACAUUUAUUUAUCUGUA
Athalia rosae (coleseed sawfly) is the source of this 2596-nucleotide messenger RNA. RefSeq names its product RING finger protein nhl-1-like. Bases 226 to 2292 code for a protein of 688 amino acids. Gene Ontology annotation, biological process: proteasome-mediated ubiquitin-dependent protein catabolic process; protein polyubiquitination. The record is from RefSeq and is a predicted model, not a curated record. Gene Ontology annotation, molecular function: ubiquitin protein ligase activity; protein binding. Lineage: Eukaryota; Metazoa; Arthropoda; Insecta; Hymenoptera; Athaliidae. The transcript has 11 exons.